Molecule: messenger RNA, 2686 nt
Organism: Gadus chalcogrammus (walleye pollock)
Lineage: Eukaryota; Metazoa; Chordata; Actinopteri; Gadiformes; Gadidae
Gene: trib2
Product: tribbles pseudokinase 2
Exons: 3
Coding region: 1203-2264 (353 amino acids)
Biological process (GO): positive regulation of proteasomal ubiquitin-dependent protein catabolic process; regulation of MAP kinase activity; protein phosphorylation
Cellular component (GO): nucleus
Molecular function (GO): mitogen-activated protein kinase kinase binding; protein kinase activity; ATP binding
Source: RefSeq, a predicted model, not a curated record
UCGUGUGCGUGUGUGUGGAAACCCCUCCAACGCCACCAACCAAGUAGUCGGCUACACUGAGCGGCUGUGUGUGUGUUGCUCGGCUGACCUCCGCACUGAAUGGACUAGAUUUCCCCCCAGCCACGUAAGUUACAACAGCACCACGGGAGAGGAUGUGUUGCUGAAUCAAGGGAUAGGGCCUGGGAAAGUCGGCCGGCCGUCCCUUCCACCUUUUCAGCAGCUAAAAAAAAGCAAAAACCCAUUCGUGCUGGAUCAGAAGGAAUUCGUCGCGGAGGACAAUAAAGAGAGGAAAGGCACGACACCGCUCCCCCAGCCACAGCACAAAGACUCCGCGGUUCCGGACGCUUUUUUUUUUUUUUCUCUCCAUAUUUUGGUAGAUGACAAUCGCCCGUGUAUGGAUGUUAUCUGGGGGGGUGGACAAGGCCGUAACACUGACCUGCUUGUAGUUAGCGAUAAAAGCUAACUCGAUUAGCACCUGCACCUGCUUGCAAAUCAAGCGUGUUUUUUUUUUUUGCAAAGCUUCAUUUGGUAGUUGAAGUCAGUCGUCUGCAACACGACUCGAUCGCAGGGUUUUCCUGAUUUGUGCCUGCAAGUUGUGUGUAUGUAUUUUUUUUCUUCAAUGCAACGUGCCAUACGUUGAACCGGCAAUAUAAGCUACAGAAAAUAGGUUGGAGGCUCGUCUAGUCCCAUCUUCAUUCAUUGCAAAGCCGAUGUUGGAUACGUUGCCUUUGUUGCAGUUUUCCCCCCUUCUUUUUACUGCCAAUUCCUGCAACAUCUAUUGACUAUAUGUUCAAAGGUUUGCAGUUGAGAAAACUUAAAGAUGAUUUUUGUACCAAGGCUGUGUCUGUUGAUCAUAACGCAACAGUGGCCAAAUAGUAGCUUAACUUUGUAAAAAUCGAAUAAAUAUAUAUCUAAAUAUAUAUAUAUAUAACUGAACCCUUUCGGAAGUGUGUGGAGCUCACACCCGUUUACUCGAUCAUGCACGAUUGCCCGAAUUUACCUCAAUAAGUAGCAAGCAACAGCAUACAUUUGAAUCGAGGGUUACAUUUUUUAUAUUUGAUUAAAAAAAAACCUUUUCUCGAAAGUAUUACAUCAUUGCAAUAGCCUAACCGUUGCACUGAUUCACACACGGAAACCAAAGUAGCAAUAGGACGACGAGGAGGAAGGCCCCGGGGUUUUGUGGAGUUAUUACAUCAUUCCUAAUGAACAUACAGAGGUCAAAUCCCAUUAACAUUUCACGUUAUGGGAGAUCACGGCACAAAUCGCACGAUUUUGAAGAGUUGUCUUGCCUGCGGACUACAGAAUCGAGCCAGAGUUUCAGUCCCAACCUCGGCUCCCCCAGCCCGCCCGAGACCCCGGACUCCUCGCACUGUAUCUCCCGUAUCGGGGACUACCUCCUGCUCGAGCCGCUCGAGGGAGACCACGUUUUUAGAGCCGCCCACCUGCACAGCGGGGAAGAGCUCGUCUGCAAGGUGUUUGAGAUCGGCCGCUACCAGGAGUCCCUCGCGGCGUACUUCGCCCUGGGGCAGCACCAGCACAUCAACCAGAUCCUGGAGAUCCUGCUGGGGGAGACCCGGGCCUACGUGUUCUUCGAGCGCAGCCAUGGCGACAUGCACUCGUUCGUGCGCACGUGCAAGAAGCUCCGCGAGGACGAGGCGGCGCGCCUCUUCCACCAGAUCGCCUCGGCCGUGGCGCACUGCCACGACAACGGCCUGGUGCUCCGCGACCUCAAGCUGAGGAAGUUUGUGUUCAAGAACGAGGACAGGAGCCUCGUGAAGCUGGAGAGCCUGGAGGACACCUACAUCCUGGCGGGCCACGACGACUCGCUGUCGGACAAGCACGGCUGCCCCGCCUACGUCAGCCCGGAGAUCCUCAACGCCAGCGGCAGCUACUCGGGCAAGGCGGCGGACGUGUGGAGCCUGGGCGUCAUGCUGUACACCAUCCUGGUGGGCCGCUACCCCUUCCACGACGUGGAGCCCGGCUCGCUCUUCAGCAAGAUCCGCCGGGGCCACUUCAGCGUGCCCGACACGCUGACGCCCAAGGCCAAGUGCCUGAUCCGCUCGGUGCUGCGGCGGGAGCCCGGCGAGCGCCUCACCUCCCGCGAGAUCCUGGAGCACCCGUGGUUCGCGGCGGCGUCGGGGCUCCCCGGGAACGGCGGCGGCGGCGGCGGCGCCGGGGGCCCCCAGGGUCGGGCGGAGCGCGACCAGGAGCAGCUGGUGCCUGAGGUGAAUAUGGAGGAGGAGCUGGAGACGUUCUUCAGCUGAGAGGCCCGGAGUGAAGAUGAGGGGGGGUGGGGGGAGGAAGAUGAUAUCGCUCCCCUCUUAAAGAACAGCCCAAGCACAACAAUAACAACGACGAAGGGAGGAAGAAGAAGGGACAACUCAAACCACAACAAUAACGGCCAUGUUUGGUCGCUGCACCGCAACAGUGGUUGGUGGAGAUUUGCUGGAUGGACAUUUUUUGUCACUCACAAUAUAUAUACAUAUGUAUAUCUAUAUAUAGAUGUAGAUCUAUGUAUGGAUUAAAAAAAAAAAGGUGUUUCGAUCACGUUUCUUUUUUUUUUCCAUCAUUUCUUUGAGCCUGCCUUCCCCCCGGGCACGCCAGAUGGCAUCUGACAGGUUAGUCAUCUUGUCAACUGCAGCCGCAAACCCCUCACCCUUCAACACCCAACCCCCCCCCCCCCCCA